AAGAGCGCGUGGUAUUUUCCGCCGCACGCUUUAGAUUUCGUCACUUGGAGCAACGCUUUGCUGCGUUUGGACUCCCUAACUAACUAGGUAAGCGGCUAGGACUAGCUGCCCAGCGAUUCGCAUCCAAUGUCUGCGGGCAAUGAAGGCGAGGAGGAGGCGGCAGCGGCGGCGACUGCUGCUGCGGCUGAACGCGAGGCGACGCUGAUGGCCGAGGCCGUGGCUGUGGCCUAUCAGAGCGAGGACGAGGCUCAAGAGAUGGCUGCCCAGGCGGAGGAGGAGGAGGAUGCAGGUGAGGCAGCGCCAGAUAACCAAGAGGGCGAAGAGGAAGCCAUGAGCGAGAGCGGCACCGGCGAUGGCGGCGAGAAUGCUGAAAAUGACAGCAACGACAGUAAUAGCGGCGAGGAUGGCGGCAAUCCAGAGGAAACCGCUGCCGCCGAUCGCCGUCAGGCCACCAAGAGGGAGCUAACAGCAAUCAUCGAAAAGUGGGAGCAGCAGCAAACCCAAAACGGCUACGAUCCCAUACCCACUUUGAGAAGCCUGGCCGAGAUCUUUGAGCGCGAGAAGGAUGUGUAUAGACGCAAGGACCCGGAUCCCCUGGACACGCGUCAUCCCUACCGAGCGGAUCCCAGCUGCCAGUAUGGACUGCUGCUGAAGCUGCUCUUCCGCAAAGAUGCGUUCAUGAGCAAGCUCCUCAGCGAUUACCUGCGGGAGAACUACUUCAGUCGCCAGGGCGUGAGCCGCAGUUCUCUGGAACUCAACAUCCUGGCCUGCCGCCUCAUCCUGGAGCUAAUGCCUGGCCUGGAGACCACAGUGGUCUUUCAGACCGCCGACGACGACGGGACCAUCAAUCGCAUCUACAGCUGGGCGGAGGACAGCAUUGAACCACUGCAGAGCUAUGCCACCGGCCUCCUGGCGGAUGCCAUGGAUGUGAGCGACAUAACCAUCAACUACAGGGAUCAGAACAUGCGCCUGGUGCCCAAGAUGAUCAAGCGCCUGCACAUGCUGCUGGCUAUCAGCAAGAGUGCCGCCUCCGAGGCCAGCAACACAUCGCUGCACAAUCAGUCGGCGGACAGCAGCACGGCGUCGGCGAACAUGCUCAGCUGGGUGGCCUGUGCCAGCAAUCAGUCCGCUCCCCAGUCGCCGCAGCACAAUGGCGGUGGCGCCGGAAUCCCAGCCGUUCAUGGCGAUGCCUCCAACAUGUCCAUCUUGUUCGAGAACAGCCGGGAUGCCUUUCCCGUGUCGAGGUACUACAAGCGCAUGUACAUACCCAUGCAUCCGCCGACGGCGGACACCAGCCAGAUGCUGAUCAUGCGAUACCUGACCAGCCUGGGCGAGUAUCAGGAGUACCUGGCCAUGGCCUUCGAGAACAACGUGAUGCAGCUGAUCUUUGGCUAUCUGGAGAACCUGGAUCGCCGCGACACCUGCCUGGCCUACGAGGUGCUCAAGUAUCUGGCCUCGCUGCUGUGUCACAAGAAGUUUGCCUUGGAGUUUAUUGCCCACGGUGGCCUGGAGCUUCUCUUGAAGGUUCCCCGGCCCAGUCUGGCCACCACGGGCGUGUCCAUAGCCAUUUACUAUCUGGCCUACUGCGAGGAUGCCAUGGAGCGCAUCUGUAGCAUGCAGCGUCCGCUGAUCUCGGAGCUGGUGCGCUAUGCCCUGUGGAUCCUGGGGCGCUGCCACGACUCCUCCAAGUGUCAUGCCACCAUGUUCUUCAGCCUGAGCUUCCAGUUCAAGGUCAUAUUGGAUGAGUUUGAUGCCCAGGAUGGCUUGCGAAAGCUCUACAAUGUGAUCUCCGUGCUGAAGAUCCUCGAUCCCAGCCACAAUGACAGCGACAACGACUCGGAGAUCAACGAGGACCAGGAGUGCGCCUCGCGGCAGAUGGUGCGCCAUGUGUGCGUGGCCCUCAAGCGGUACAUGGAGGCGCACUUCUUCUACAAGUACAACAGCUUCCUCUGCCAGCACUACGCCGCCUCCUCGUCGCAUUUCUUUAGCCAGAAUCCCACGGUGGCCGCCAAGCUGACCUUUGACCAGCUGCACGACCAGAUACGCACCCUCCAGGAGCACACCUCGAUCCGCGCCCAGUGGCAGCCGGUGGACCAGCUGAUGAAGCUGGGCGGCAUCACCAUGCUGCUGAGGAUCAUCGCCUUCAGCUACGACUGGAUGAACACAGGACGCUCGGAGACGGUGCGCUCGGCCCUGGAUGUGCUCAGCGUUUGCUGCAUCAUCCCGCGGGUGUACGUCGUCCUCUGCGAACGCCUCACGAUGCUGGACAAGACCACCACAUCAGGCUUCUGCUCGGUACUGGGCGCAGCCGCUGGGGAGAUAACCACGGACGCGGAGGUGCUCAAGUCGGCGCUGGCCGUGCUCUGCCACUGCGUCUGCUCGCCGAUUAUCCGCAAUCCGGACAGCAGCAGCGCCGGCGGUAGGAUGAUCAAGUUCGGGAACUCGUCGCGCAAGAACAAGGCCAACAACAAGUACGCCGAGGAGCUGAUCGAGCGCGUGUGGGAGUCGGUGUGCUCCAACAACGGCAUCGUGGUGCUACUCUCGCUGAUGCAGACCAAGGGACCCAUCACGGAUGCAGACUGCAUCCGCGGCAUGGCCUGCCGAGCCCUAGCGGGUCUCGCUCGCUCCGAUCGCGUCCGGCAGAUCGUAAGCAAGCUGCCGCUCUUUGCCAGCGGACAGCUCCAGACGCUGAUGCGGGACCCCAUACUACAGGAGAAGCGGGCGGAGCACGUGAUCUUCCAGAAGUACGCCCUGGAGCUGCUCGAGCGGGUGUCGGGCAAGACGAAGCCGCUGAACAACCCGUUGGAUCCGUCGCUCUCCAACAUGCACAAGGCGAACGUGAUUGCCCAGACGCGCAUCCAGUACAACAAGCAGCAGCUCUACCAGCUCAUCUUCGAGCACCUGGAGAGCAACGGCCUCUCGCAGACGGCCCAGAUGCUGCAGCGCGAGGUGGGUCUGCCGCUGCAGACGCCGACCACGCGCAACUUCCACCAGUCGCCGUUCGACUACAAGACCCUGCCCAGCGGCGGCAGCAGCUCGCUGUCCAGGAGCCGCCUGCGCAGCCGAAUGCAGGAUGUGAAUGCGGCGAUUAUGGCCAGCGGUGAGCCGAGCAGGAGCUUCAGCGAGGACUCCCUGCUGGCUGCAGUGGGAACGGUCGCGGGAGCUGGAGAAGCAGCCAGUGGCAGCAGCGGCAUACCGAACUUUGGAUGCUUGAAUGCCAGCAGCCAGACUCCGCCCAUCAAGAUCCGGCGAACGGAGCGCCACCCGUCGAUGAGCUCCUCGGUCAGCCGCUCGAACGUCAUCCAGAAGCACAUGAUGGAGCCGGGCGGCAUGGCCAUGGGCCUGCCCGACGACUUGGCCCAGCCGCAUCCCAACCGGGUGACCCUGAACACCAUCGUGACGGAAUAUCUCACCAACCAGCACUCGCUGUGCAACAAUCCGGUGAUCACCUGCCCCCAGUUUGACCUAUACGAGCCGCACAAGUGCCCCGAUCCGCGGCCCAGUCGCCUGCUGAGCUCCAACUACAACCUGACCAGCCGGCAUGCCCGCACCCAAGCGGGCUUCAAUACAAGCCGUUUUGAUCGCCGCUACGUCCACACCCACUUCUCGCCCUGGCGUACCCUUCGCUCGGCGGACUACGAGGACCUGGAGUUCACCUGCUGCGAUCUGGUGGGCAAGUACAUCAUCGUGGGCACCCAGCAGGGCGACGGCAGGGUCUUCAACCUGAACAACGGCGUGGAGCAGUUCUUUUCGAACUGCCACAACUUUAGUGUGGAUGCGAUCAAGGCGAAUCGUGCUGGGGAUCUGGUCAUCACCUCCAGCUUUUGGCGCAUCCCCACCAGCAUCCUGUGGUCCAUAGCCGACAAUGAGUUCAAGCUGAAGCUGCGCCUGCCCGACGUCACCUACUGCGAGUUUAGUCAGACAUCGCAGGAUCGCCUGUUGGGCACUCAAAAUGAGUGCGCCGUCUUGUAUGACAUAAAUACGGGCACCAGGAUGUCCACCUUUACUCCAACCAUCCCGAAUCUUUACACCAAAAACCGAGCGACUUUGUGUCGCACAGAUGAGCUGAUAUUGUCGGAUGGCGUUCUCUGGGAUGUGCGUUCGGGCAAGGAGAUCCACAAAUUCGACAAGUUCAAUCAGUGCAUAUCGGGCGUCUUCCAUCCCAACUGUCUGGAGAUCAUUGCCAACACGGAGGUCUGGGACCUGCGCACCUUCCACUUGCUGCAAACGGUGCCCGUGCUGGACCAACGCCAAUGCACCUUCUCGCCCAUGCACGUCAUCUAUGGUGCCAGCUUGGGCGCAGACAGGGAUCACGACUCGGAGACGACCACCUACGACACGAGUUUCAAUGUGCUGGACUCGUACGACUACUCCAGCAUAGCUACCAUUGAUGUGAAGCGCAAUAUAAAUGACCUGAGCGUCAGCGCCAACGGGGGCCUCAUCGCGGUCGUGGAGGACUACAGCGGCUACGAAUCGAAGCAGGAGACCUACGUGAAGAUCUAUGCGGUGGGCGUGAAGAAGGGCGAGCGGUCGGAAGAGGAAGAUGAUGAGGAGGUGCCCGAAUCUGAUGAGGACGGUUCGGAUACGGGCUCCGAGACAUUUACUUUAGGUCCUGACUUUAUGGGUUUCCCCAUGCUGCGGCGCAACCUCAACGGCAACGGCAACAACGAUGACGAGGACGAGGAUGAUGAUGAUGAUGACGAUGAUGGGGAUUUGGAUGACGGCGAGCUGCUAAGCAGUGAUGAGGACAUAGACGUGGACGUUGACGGAGAUGGGGACGAUGAUGCCGAAGACGAUGUGUUUGACUAUUUCCCCAAUGUCGACAGCAGCUCAGAUGAAUGAGAUUCGUUCUUCCUGUCCUCUCCACACCUCUCCUGUUGCUGUUGAAGGGAUCCACCCCACCAUCGACGCUCAGAGACAGCUCGUUGCCAAUCUAGGAUAAGACGGAUAAUAUCAAUAAGCUCUAGCUCAUAAGCCUGUUACCCCCUGUUAUUUUCCAAUUUUGUACAGAAAAAAAGAAGCAAAAGGGAACAUGAAGUAAUUAAAAUUGCAAAUACAACAAUUGUCCAACAAUUUCGAUGAGAAGUGUACAAACCCAAACUGAGAAUUGCAUAAAACUUUUGCUAUUUAAACAAAUAAAGUGUAAUCUUGUUGGAA
Messenger RNA from Drosophila kikkawai, 5157 nucleotides. RefSeq names its product LisH and WD40 domain-containing protein mahjong (gene mahj). Lineage: Eukaryota; Metazoa; Arthropoda; Insecta; Diptera; Drosophilidae. Gene Ontology annotation, biological process: protein ubiquitination. Gene Ontology annotation, cellular component: nucleus; Cul4-RING E3 ubiquitin ligase complex. Gene Ontology annotation, molecular function: protein binding. The record is from RefSeq and is a predicted model, not a curated record.